Messenger RNA from Amyelois transitella, 2664 nucleotides. RefSeq names its product mRNA-decapping enzyme 1B (gene DCP1). The record is from RefSeq and is a predicted model, not a curated record. NCBI's taxonomy places the organism in Eukaryota, Metazoa, Arthropoda, Insecta, Lepidoptera, Pyralidae. Gene Ontology annotation, biological process: deadenylation-dependent decapping of nuclear-transcribed mRNA; deadenylation-independent decapping of nuclear-transcribed mRNA; positive regulation of catalytic activity. Gene Ontology annotation, cellular component: P-body. Bases 83 to 1363 code for a protein of 426 amino acids. Gene Ontology annotation, molecular function: mRNA binding; enzyme activator activity. The transcript has a single exon.
CAAAAUAUGGCGAAAAUAAUCGUUUUUGUCAUUUUCUUGUGAUGCUUGCUUGUUGUGUGAAAACUUGUAUUGUGUCUUUAUAAUGGCUGACACUGGUCUACGUAUGAAUUUCGCUGCUUUAAAAAGAGCAGAUCCGUACGCUAAAGAAAUAAUUGAUAGUGCUACCCACGUCGCACUAUAUACAUUUGAGGGAAACGAAUGGGAAAAAACGAAUAUUGAGGGUGCUUUGUUUGUGUACAGUAGAAAUGGAGAACCUUACCAUAGUUUAGUGAUUAUGAACAGAUUGAAUACUAAUAACCUUAUUGAACCUGUGUCGAAAGGAAUUGAAUUGCAGUUGACAGAACCGUUUCUUUUGUAUAGGAACGCAAAGUGUCAAAUCUACGGCAUAUGGUUUUAUGAUAAACAAGAGUGCGUUCGGGUCGCUACGAAAUUAAACUCGCUUGUCAAGGAAUCUUUUAAGCAGGCACCCGCUGAAAUGGCUCAAAACCCCAUUUACAAUACUCCUCCGCAGCAAAAUCAGCCGGUUGAUAUAUUCAGCAUGCUAAGCAAAGCCCAAGACGAUUUCAAUUCGAACAAGGGCCUCGUGGCCAAUAAAAGUGAUAUGACGCCGUCGCGGGCCCCUGAUAUGGCUUCGCAAAGUGUGAUGGACUUCUUUGCCAAGGCUGGUAGCGGCGCAGCGGUACAAAUGCCUGCGGUGUCAUCUCUUCCUUCACCCGGCAUGUUUGGGCCGCGACCAACGGAUGUGCGAGAAGGUCCACUUAUUCUUCAGAGGCUCAUGAGUAAUCCAGCACACUCUGUUGAACACAUAGAGAAGCAGCAGCGUUCUGUGACACCUCAAGAAUCUCAAAGUGCAAAUGGUAAUGUGACAUUAGAGUCAACCUUACGCCAAAAUAGUGGAUUCCAAAUUAAAUCUACCCCCAUUGAGAAGCAAAAUCAUCAAAGACCAACACCAAUGAAACAAGGUCAAGUCUUUGAUUCAGAAGCAAAUGGUCCAAACCCAUUGGAUAUUGAUCUAAAUUUAAUGCAUAUUUCAUCACCCAAACCAACGUCACCAUUGGCUUAUUUGAAUCAGUCUCAGGAAGUCACUCACUCAGUAAGCACUUACAAUGGCAGUAAGCUGGAGGAUGUAGGUAUGUAUCAAUUGAGCAAUCCCCUUGUUACUCAGCAGAAGCCUGCUUUGAUGCCACCGACCAUGUUUACGACCAGUACCGGAACUGACACGCAACCAUCGCCUGAACCCCUGACAAGGAACCAACUUCUGCAGGCAUUUAAUUACUUGUUAAAACAUGAUGCUGAUUUUGUAAACAAAUUACACGAGGCAUAUGUAAAAUCCUUUUCAGAUAAGACAUAUUCAGUGUCGUAAAAUUCAUUAUUGGACAAGCAACUGAUGUUGCCAGUUGCUAUCAUUGUACAGUUAUAUUGAAGUAUAAAUCCACUGAAAUGUUGUGUAGACCCUCUAGUUUUGUAGUAACUCAUUGUUUGGACAGAGUAUUUUUAAAUAAGUUUUAAACCUUUGACUAUGUCAUUAAUUCUCUACCAAUUGGAAGUAUGACAACACUCUGUUGUUAGAUGCCCAACUAGCAGAGAAUGACUCAAAGUCUAUUUACCGAAUGAAUUUUAGUGAUGGACUUAAAAUGUUCCUUGAAUAGCUGUUUGUGAUAUUUGAAUUGGCUACAGCUUGAGGUGCGCUAAAUCCGUAACCUCCAUGUAUACAUUUCUAUUUUCACCAAUUUAGUUUAGUUCAAUAAUUAGUUCAUUGCAAUAUAAUUUAUUUAAAUAAAAAGAAGAAUUUAAAAGACAAUAUUAUUUUGUUAGAGAUAUAUUAUCUCCUAGAGAUGUAACUGCGAAGCUACGUAAAUAUGAACUGUUGCAAUGAACUUUUUUGAAAAUAAGGAAACAAUGAUGAGAGUAAACAUUGUAAAUGUUAUAAGGACUGCAAACAUUUGCUAUUUCUUUACAUGACUUGUAAUUUCUUAUCCCAUUGCCCUAAGUAGUUUACGCAUCAGUUUUUUUUAGUUAUUGUAUAUGAUGUUUCUGAUUCAAGAACUAUGCAUAUUUGGAAAGAUUUCUCUUAUAAUAUCUGAUAAGUAAAUUUUAGUCUGGUCCAGUGUAUUGUUUUUAAAAGGCUUUAAUAUCCAUUAGGUAAAAGAGAAAUCGAAUUAUUUUUUCAAUUAUUUCUUUCUUAUAAAAUGUAAUUCUUACUUUAGGAGAAACAUUUGCUAAGUUAUAUUUCUCCUAAGAAUAAAUUUUCUAUGGAUACAUAGAUUUCAUAUUCUUUCUAGGGGAAAGUGUUUGAAAAUUUUAUGGGAGUAUAUUAUCAUUUCCCUUUUAUAUAGGUUUCAUUAUUGUUUUGAAAUAACUUAUAUUUUCAAUAAAAAGAUAAAUACUACUUUUUGAUGGCCAUGUUAACUUUCGGCUUAUAGCUGAAAUCUAAAUUUAAUUGCCUAUUAUAAAUACAAAUUCAGGGGAGAAAAUUGGCCUAUAAUUCUUAAACACUUGAUUCAUAUAAAAAUAUUGGAGUUGAUUUUUCAUUAGCAGACUGUGUACUCCCUUGAAUAAUUUUGGAAGUAAAUUUUGUUAUUGAUAUUGACCGGUUUAAAAUUUGGAAAAUAUUGAAUAACUAAAAUCUUCAAAAUAGUCUCAAAUUAAAGGGUUCAGAAGUAA